AUGGUGUCAAGUGUCAACAUCCAUAUAAAUUCUUUUAGCUCAAAUGCAAAUGUUGCCUCAGUUGCACUGCUGUUGUUGCUUGCCCUCAUGAGCACAUCAAGCUCAACUCCACUAUCAUCGACAUUUUAUGACAAAACUUGUCCGAGUGCUCUCGCUACCAUCAGAAAAUCCGUAAGAAAAGCAGUGGUAGCCGAACGCCGGAUGGCAGCCUCCCUGGUACGCCUGCAUUUCCAUGACUGCUUUGUUCAGGGUUGUGAUGCAUCAAUCCUACUUGAUGAUACUGAUUCUAUCACAGGCGAAAAGAGCGCACUGCCUAAUCUGAACUCUGUGAGAGGAUAUGAAGUCAUAGAUAAUGCCAAGUCUGCAUUGGAGAAACUAUGCCCUGGUGUAGUUUCUUGUGCAGAUAUCGUCGCAGUGGCUGCUAGGGUUGCUUCAGUUGCUGUUGGAGGUCCAAAAUGGACGGUGAAGCUUGGAAGAAGGGAUUCGACCACAGCAAGCAAAACCCUAGCUGAAAGCUCGCUUCCCAGUUUCUUAGACAGCCUCGAAAGCCUUACUAACAGAUUUUCUGCUCUAGGGCUCAAUGCCAGAGACUUGGUUGCGCUGUCGGGAGCACAUUCAAUCGGACAAGCUCGGUGUGUCACAUUCCGGGGAAGAAUCUACAACACGACCAGUGACAUUGAUGCAAACUUUGCUCGUACUCGCGCACGCAGUUGUCCAGCUGCAGCUAAUGUUGGUGAUGCAAAUUUGGCAGCACUUGAUUUGGUGACACCCAAUAAGUUGGACAACUACUACUUCGAGAACUUGAUCGAGAAGAAGGGUCUUCUUGCCUCUGAUCAAGUUCUCUUUAGUGGAGGAUCCACUGACAGCAUUGUUUUAGAGUAUAGCUUCAAACCUGCACAGUUCAAGGCUGAUUUUGCGACCGCCAUGAUCAAAAUGGGAGACAUUAACCCUCUCACCGGCUCAAAUAAACAGAUAAGAAGGAUUUGUAGUGCUCUUAACUAA
Molecule: messenger RNA, 1002 nt
Organism: Argentina anserina (silverweed cinquefoil)
Lineage: Eukaryota; Viridiplantae; Streptophyta; Magnoliopsida; Rosales; Rosaceae
Product: lignin-forming anionic peroxidase-like
Exons: 4
Coding region: 1-1002 (333 amino acids)
Biological process (GO): response to oxidative stress; hydrogen peroxide catabolic process
Molecular function (GO): heme binding; peroxidase activity
Source: RefSeq, a predicted model, not a curated record